Radiomyces spectabilis is the source of this 386-nucleotide messenger RNA. RefSeq lists its product as uncharacterized. The record is from RefSeq and is a predicted model, not a curated record. The transcript has 3 exons. Bases 20 to 349 code for a protein of 109 amino acids. NCBI's taxonomy places the organism in Eukaryota, Fungi, Mucoromycota, Mucoromycetes, Mucorales, Radiomycetaceae.
ACCUUGGGUUACGAGAGGCAUGGUGAGCCGCGUCGAUUGCCGCUUUCGCUCGUGGAUUCCCUGCAAACACAAUACUCAUUCUUCCAUCCUCAUGAAGCUUAUUUCCUUUAUUUUUGCCCUCUUUGCUCUCUUUGGCUCGCUUGCAUUCGCUCUGCCUGCUACUGAAAGCGAGAACAAUAUGGCUGUUUCAGAAACCGCCGAAAAUGCUGAUAUCGGAUUUAGCCCUGCCUCGGACCUCUAUGUCGCUCGUCAGUCUGCUUGCCUUCCGGUUAGUUGUGGCGAUCUCGGCUGCUGCUCUGGCGACUGUCGUACCUGGUGCAGACGAUGUGGUAUUCCGUUUAGCUGCUAAGCUCGGCACUCGUAUCUCGACACUUUUUUUUUUUUUU